ACCGGAUCUCGCAUGUCUCGUAUAAAGUCCCGUCGAUGAAGAGGUCUAUCCAUCGCCCCAUCCUUCGCCCUCUAAUCCAACCGUCCUCAUCGUCAUUUACCGCAAUGUGCAACCUCGAAACCGAAGGCACCAAGCACGGUUGCGGCCACUAUAUCAAGACCCGGACGAUCCGGAAGAUAGAUUGUGGCAGCAGCCGAUGCAUUCAUUCAAUCCGACACCCUUCUGACCCCAGACAUGAUUGCUCAGACUCGGGAUGUAACCGUUAUCUGGGUCCCGACCGCGGAGAGACCGUAACCCGCACCACCGCUGACUACUGCACUCAGUGCGAGUACUGGUACAGAGGCCCCGGAUCCCGGCCCCGUACAUAGGCUUUGCCUACUGCAAUACCCGCACGUCCGUCUAGCGUCUAUUCUAGAUCUCUUCGACUAUCUUUCAACUGCACCACUGUUCCCAUGCUCUCUGUACUCCUACAUUGCUUUCAUAGUCGAUCAAUAUAUUUAGUCUCUCUGUAUCAGUUCUUUCAUAUAUAUCGUAUCACUUCAACUUCAAUUCCCUAGUAUUUAACGGUCAUCUAAUCUUCAUAAUGCACUACGCACUCAGUACAGUAAUAUCUACCACUUGACUGCCAGACC
Messenger RNA from Guyanagaster necrorhizus, 632 nucleotides. RefSeq lists its product as uncharacterized. Bases 105 to 368 code for a protein of 87 amino acids. Lineage: Eukaryota; Fungi; Basidiomycota; Agaricomycetes; Agaricales; Physalacriaceae. The record is from RefSeq and is a predicted model, not a curated record. The transcript has 4 exons.